CUUAUCAGCAGCUGGCAAUUACAAUGAAUCACUUUACUCCUGCAUAAACCCUCUCUAAGGUCUUCACUCUCUGAUGGCAGCAAUAGAAGGCUGGAGCAUGUGAUACAUAUUCCCAGCAUGUGGUGGAUUAAUACAUUAAUACUUUGAGGCUGAAUCUCCCCCUCCCUUCGCAUAUUACUGCAUCAAAAAGAGAUUACGGUCAGUGACAGGCCAUGCACAGGCAGGAUCCUACCAUCUGAGGCACGCAGAUGAGGGGGUGAACUAGAGACAAGUUAGAGGAAAAAAAAACAAAACAGAAAUUUCAGAUUGAGAGACAGCACAGGCUUACCUUACCGCUAAACCAUAAUGUGGACAUAGAGAAGGAUUGUUAACAUAAAGAAAAAAAAACAAGAAAAAAAGCACCUUAAUGAACCAAUGAAUGGGGAACAGAAUCGGGUGGGUGGGUGAAGAGGGGGGAGGGUCUAUGCGUCUCCAAAUGCUGUUAGUUUGGAUGCUGGACUUGCAAGGGAUUGCUUCAGCAAGUUCUGCAGGAGUAAGUGAGGCGAUGCUCCUGAGCAACAGACGAAAAGGAUUCUGCAGGAAGAAAGGAGGGGCUGCGUAGAAAUCAAAAAUCGUGGGAAAGACACAGCAGACGGCUUCAAAUCAUGGCGUUGGCUUGUCUUGGUCUGGGCUGUGCCCCCGUGCAGUCCAAAGCUGUAUCAAACUUGGAUAUGGAGAGCAAGCUGUCGGCGCACUAUCAGGCUCCAUGGCACCAGCAACACAACGUGUUUCACCCAUGCACCAGACCGCCAUGUCUGGAGGAGCUCCACAGGAAUGCCCAUCUGAGCCUUAGAGCUCUGCAUCGCGACGAACAACAGCAUCAGCCUUCUUCAAGUCGAGAGAGAAACAGGGUGACCAUCUCCAUCUCCGUGGCGCCACCCAUGCCCACCUUUCCCUCACCGCAUAGCAUUCGGCGGCAACAGAGGAGUCGGCUCGCGCGAGCGCAAGAGAGAGCAGAGAGGGAACGAGAGCUGGAGUAUCAACCCAGAAAGGAGAAGACUGUCAAAGAAACAAAUAUCCAGACCACAGAGAGAAAGCUACAAGAGAGGCCUGGUAGAGAGGAGGAUGUGAAAACAAUCGAAAGAAAAUUUGAGUGCUUUUACUCACUUGAAACUAUUGAAGGUUGCAUCUUCAUUCCAUGGAAUAGAAAGGUCACCUCGAUAGAGAAAAGUGAAAGUAGUGAGGUCAUUGGAGGCCAAACAGCGAAGGCCGUAAACCACAGUGCCCCCGCAGCCCAAGACAAGCAGGCAAACUGGUCAAAGGAAAACGUCCCGCCGUCAGAUCAGAAGACAAAUGGCGAUUCUCAAGCGGUCUCCUCAUGCAUUAUCCCCAUUAAUGUCACAGCAGGAGUCGGGUUUGACAGAGAGGCCAGUGCCCGUUGCUCUCUAGUUCACUCCCAGUCGGUGCUUCAGAGAAGAAGGAAGCUGAGGAGGAGAAAGACUAUCACUGGAAUACCCAAACGGGUACAACAGGACAUGGACUCAGAUGAAUCACCUGUGGCAAGAGAGCGUACAGUGAUCAUCCACACCAAUUCACAUCAACUAUCUCUCUGUCAAGAGGACCUCUCAAUUAGUGGGCGUCUCCAUCACACUCGUGACUCUGGCUGCCAGACAGAUGAUUUCCUUAUAGCAUGUACAGCUGCUCCCUCCAGAAGACGCAUUAGAGCUCAGCGCAGCCAUCAAGGUAUCCCUGCCUCUCUGUCCCACUCUACGGGUAACAUUUCCUCCUUGGGUGACCAGUCGGACUCAACAUACACAACAGCUUCUACACACGGUGGCCGCUUACGCUCACGUAGCCUUCCAAGAGAGGGCGGCCGUCUAAUUGACAGUGACGAAGACGAUGAUGACAACUAUGAUGACGAUGAUGAUGAUGAUGAAGAUUUAUCACCUUAUGAAGCAGAGGACUUCAUUCCAUCCGGACCAAGUCCAAGAAUGAAGAUGAUGAUGAUGAAGGAUGAAGAAGAGAGUACAGAUGACCAGGCAGUCCCUGGGCCGCUGCAACUUGGUAGCCUAAAAAGACUGCAGAGGUCGAGUGAAAGAGACCGGGGCGGUGGAGGAGGUGGGAGUCCAGAACAUAGCUGGAUGGAGAGGGGUCGCUCUCGCUUGCCCCGCAAGGCUGACAUGGGUAGCUGUGAAAUUUCAUCCAGUUCUGAUACUUUUAGCAGCCCUAUUCACUCAGUGUCUACUACAGGCAUUCUAGGCAGUCAUGUGGACCACAAGGAGGACCACCAGUCAUCAAGUGGAAACUGGAGUGGCUCCAGCUCUACCUGCCCCUCGCAAACAUCUGAAACUAUCCCCCCUCCCUCUUCUCCACCCCUGACAGGCUCUUCCCACUGUGAUUCAGAGUUAUCACUUAAUACAGCACCCAAUGCCAUUGAUGAGGGAUUUUCCCUGGAUCCUUCCUACCACUCUGACCUCAGGCCCCAGAGUCAAGGCCACAGAUCAAGCUCUUUUACAUCAUCAGCCACAGACCAGCUAGAUGAUGCGGGGGUCAGUACAGCCAGCGAAGGGGAGUGGACAUACCCCCAAGACCAAGAUCAGACUGAUCCAGAUCAAGACCCAGAUCCCACCCAAAAACUGAGUGAAAGCCACCAGUUUCUUCAAGAAUACAGCUCAAUGGAAGGUCUUAAUGACCAAACAUGUUUCAGUAAACAGAAAACAAAUGCUGAAAAAGAGCCUGGGUCUCAUUAUCCAUCUGAUACAGAAGGUUUCUACUCAUCCUCUGUGAAUCUUGGGGAGUAUAAUCAGAGCUAUAGAGAAUACACAUGUAACUAUGCAGACCUCGGGCCUGAUUGUCAUCAGUCCAACACUGUGGCAAAACGAUUAACCCAUGGAGGUUAUCCUCAGCCUCCACUUGAGUUCAAAACAGGCACUAUGACUUUAGGGAGGACUUGUCGUCCUUUAAGAAAAUCAAAAAUUAAACCUCCACCACCCAAGCGAACAUCCUCACUAAAGGAAACAAAUAGUAGUGUUGAUGUUGGAACAGACACACAAGCUGAUAAGGAUCAACCAAAGAUGGUUAGUGAACAAGAACUUACCUCGUCUUCCACAGAUAUGAAGCUGGAACUGGACCUGGAACUUGGAGGAGCUCCAGAACCAUUACAGUCAUCUUGUCUAGUUACAGAGUCUUUAGGAACUUGGGGUAUGGGACUGGGGGGAGCCAUGGACAUAGUAGAGCCCAUGUCCUUUAGUUCUGCCGAUACACACUCAUUUAAGGAUGAAGGUGCUGUGCAGUCUGACUAUGCAGAUCUGUGGCUUCACAACAGUGAGCUUAAGUCUAACAAUGGUGAGUACACAUCAAUGUCUAACUCAAGCACAGCUACAGGCACCACUGUUAUGGAUUGUAUGAAGUCACCAGACAGCUCUUCCUCUUCCACAGAAACACAAAUCCAGGCUGUUGCCCAGACCUUAGAGUCCAAGGAAAGCAGUCCAUCUCUCCCAUCUGGAGACUUUAAACUUGGGUCACCUGAGAAACUGGCCGGCCUAGCCUCACCAUCUAGUGGUUAUUCCAGUCAGUCAGAAACCCCAACAUCAACCUUACCCUCAUCUUCAGCAGCCUUCUUCCCAGGACCACUGUCCCCUUCAACUGGCAAGAGAAAGCCUAAAGUGCCAGAAAGGAAGUCAUCUCUCUCUUCCUUGCAACAAUUUCCUAGAGAUGGGGCUUCCAUUUCAUUUUGCAAUAAGAGAGAUCCAGACUUUCCACCUCCACCUUCUCAACUUGAUCUCAAUGUUCUACAUGGAGGUUAUGUGAGACACACCUUAUCCCACCGAGCAUGCCACAUGCACAUCCUUCACCACAACAAACACAGAGUUGUAAAUGUUUUGUCCACUGGACCAAAAAUAAUGGUCCCUGAGAUAACCAAUACCAAUCCACCACCAAGUUCAGGCUCUGCUUUAACAAAUCCAGGCUUAAACAUUCUGCCAGUUACUCCAACAAUUCGUUCAGUGAAGCUUCAUUCAGUUAGCCAAUCUUCAGAGCCGCAGUGUACUUCCACAACAUACCAGGACACAGCGAAUGGAACUGAGACUGUAACAAGGCCAAAAUGUUCCCCAAGUAGUUCCACCCUGGCUCCUCCCCCUGUUAAUACCAGGCCUCUCCCUCCCAGAAGGCCACCUCCCAGACCCCCGUGUCAUGAUCACACCUCUUCUCCUGAACGUUCCCAGCCACCUCCACCUGGUCGCCACCCUGAUGGACCUCCAUCCUAUGAAAGUCUGCUUCUAAGGCAAGACCGGUAUGGACCAGGAACCUUUUGGGCGAUGACUGCCUUCAGGACAAGGAUGGACCCUUCGUCAGACAUCUCUGAAGACAGUUCACCCCUGCAUCGACCAGUUCCACGUGCUCCACACCCUUCACCUGUGGAUCUUCACACUCAUAUUCACUCACACACAGAGUUCAGGGGGCUCACCCACUCAACACAUGCACGUUCCGAGUUUAGAGUUUUGGGGGAGCGCUCGUUCUCCCAGGAUGAUGACGAGGAUGAGGAGGAGGAGGAAGAGGAAGAAGACGAGCAGGUAAAAGAGCCGCAGAAGGCUGCAUGUUCCAGAGGAGGAAUGCGAUCGGACCACCCUCCUCCCCCAGCCUAUGAAUUUGCUGGGGGAUCCCACUUAAACUCAGGGCCAUGGGCUAGUCCUGUCAAAGUGCCUGGUAAUACAACAGAGGCAUCGCAUCCUUACCUAAUCAGCGAUGCAAGGACAGGAGGCCAUGAAGUGCAUGAAGAAGAGAGGGAAGUGAUAUCAGGUGCUACCAGAAGUGCCCAUCCGCACCAACUCCAAGAGAGCAAGGAUGACUCCACCACUCCUGACACUGAGGAUUACUUUAGCAAAGAUUCCACACCAAGUGACAAUUCACUUUCCCCUCUGACGGAUGACACCAAAGUUGAUGACGACAUUAUUAUUACAUCCCCUAACAAGAGUCGUACAACAGAAGACCUUUUUGCCAUGAUACACAGAUCCAAAAGAAAGGUCCUUGGCCGUAAAGACUCAGGAGACCUAAACGUGAAGUCUCGUCUUUGCCCUGCGUCAGCUGUAACCCCCAGUAAUGUUUCCACUGGUGUUGUCCCUCCAGCUCCUCCUCUUAACUUUCCUGUUACUUUAGCCAAUGCUGUUGGGUCACAGAGAGCUCCUGUUCCAAUCUAUCGUAGUGCUAAGAAGUCCAGCACAUCCAACGAGGAGUUUAAGCUUCUUUUGCUAAAGAAAGGCAGCAGGUCUGAUUCUAGCUAUCGCAUGUCAGCGACAGAGAUUUUGAAGAGCCCCAUUACCCCCAAAACACCAGGGGAAUCCCUUCAAGAAGGUUCAAUUAGACAGGCAGAGGAGCAAUCUUCUAUGCCUCAGGAACCCCCAAUCUCUGGUUUGGACCCAAUCCAGAUACCAGGCCUUUUUCCUCGGGCCAACUCGGAAAGUUUCACUCCCAAAACACUCCCCAUGUCAGCUGCAUCUCGACAGGGACGUUCUCGGAUCCCCCCGGUUGCUAACAGCAGUCGCUACAGUACACGCAGUCGCCUCUACACAGCGCCCAUGCAAGCCAUUUCAGAAGGGGAGACAGAAAACUCAGAUGGGAGCCCUCAUGAUGAUAGAUCGUCAUAAAAUGAGCUGAUAAGAACUUUUGCCCGUUGUUAGCUGUUUACUGGAUUUUCAAAACCUGCACUUCUCCUUUUCACCAGUGGAGGGAUUCCUGCAACAUUUCAAAUCUGACUGUUGCUGAAAUGCACUCAGCUAAAAGCUAACUGUUUAAAAGUGGCAGACUGUUGUGAGAUAGAGAAUCAUUAAAGGAUUAUAAUGAAGUCCUGAAAAUAUAUUUAAAUACCUUAUUUAGUGAAGAAUAGUCCCCUUCUUUAAAAGUGCAAGGAAUAUUUUGAUUGAACAGGCUUUUUUCUAAAAACAAAAAAAAAUAAAAAAAAAAACAUAAAAAAAUCUCAACUGUUUGGACAAUGAUAGGACAUAAUAUCGUGAAAGUGAGUGUGCAUGUACAGGCACAUGCAAUCUUUACUAAUAUUUCUACUUUUUGUGUUUUCAACGGUGCGGGUGCACGUAUGUCACUUGGGGACUGAUUUACUUCUUCAUUUAAAAAUUCUUUCCACAUUUUGUAUUCUUUCAACCUAGGGUGCCCAGUGCAUCAGCCAGACUUCCUAGACUCUUUACUCAGUAUUCCUGCCAACAAGCAAAGUCUUGCAAGAGUCUCAACUCAUCACCAAGUUUUUUAUUAUAUUUACAUCUGCAGACCUGCCAUAAAGUAUAUUACAAAGAGCCAAUCUUAUAUUUGUCAACUAAAACGAUAUCCAAAUACUAACAUGAUGCAUGUAUUUUUGUAAAAAUGCUCCUCAGAAAAUGAUAAGACUCCAACUUGUUGCAUGACCUAUGUGGAAAGAAUCCCUGAUCCUAGUUUGUGUCAACAGUUUUGUACUUCUUUUGUAUUACAUGAGAAUUGAUUAUGUCACUGCAAAAGAUAUGAGUUGCAUUUACGCUGCAUAGAUCAAAACAGAUUUUUCUUUGAGUAUCGCAAACAGAAGGAGCAAGGGCUUGCACCUAUUUGUCUAUCAUCCAGGCUAAUUUUGGACAAUCGCACAGUGGCCUUUCUCCUACAGAGUUGGUUGUGGCAGGACAUUUGAAAGUCCCUGAACGUAUAAAUUUAUAUGAAGCUACAUGUAAAGUUUCACUAAAAUUAAAUCUCACACUUGUCAAAAGCUGACAUUAAAAUUUAUUGUUCUUUCCAGCUGCUAACAAAAGUUGCCAUUCCAGAAAAAAGAAAUGUGCGUUUCAUUGCAAAUUUAAGUGAACCAGUGAGGGCAGAUGGUGAAAAUGCUUUAGAAGGACUUCAAUCUGUUGUACUAGAGUUUAACUUGGUAUGGUUUCACAGAUCCAACCUCGUUUUGCACUUCGUGUUACACAAGAAUAGAAGAAAGAAAGAUAUAUCUUAUAAUGAAAUCCAUGUAUAUUUGUACUGAAUAGAAAGCUCUUAUCUAUAUUGAAAUUACGAGAACUUUUAUGGGGAACCAAUCUGCGUGUAGCAAAGAACAGGUCUCACUGAACAUUACACAUGAUUUUUUAUUUUUUUUUAAGCAGUGUACUGUUCGCCUCUCCUUGUUGCCUCUCCUUCAUUUGCACUGACCCAGUAGCAUUAGACAGGUGAAAGCUCAACCCCAGUGGCCAAUAAACCAUUCUGGAUUAUAGUUCAAACCUAACAUAUCACAUAAUCUCUCUUUAAAAAGAGAGAAGACAAUAACAGACAACAGUACGACAUAACAUUGAUGGUUCAUUUACGACUGCUGCAAGGGUGAAAGAGAUUUGCCCUUUGAAUAGAUAUAAAUAUGUGGAAAGCUUGAACUCUCACCUGCCUACCAGAAAAAACACAACACAUAUACUUCUUAUGUUUAGAGACCAUGCUUCAAUUGAAACCAUUCACUGUAUUCUGUGAAUACCUCAGAAAUCAUGUCUGUUUUAUCAUGAUAGAUAGAUAGAUAGAUAGAUAGAUAGAUAGAUAGAUAGAUAGAUAGAUAGAUAGAUAGAUAGAUAGAUAGAUAGAUAGAUAGAUAGAUAGAUAGAUAGAUAGAUAGAUAGAUAGAUAGAUAGAUAGAUAGAUAGAUAGAUAGAUAGAUAGAUAGAUAGAUAGAUAGAUAAAACACAACUGUCUGAAACUCAGCGAAUCUAAUGCAGAACUGACACUGUGUAAGAUGGAGAGCGUAAAAAAGCUGUGAACUGACUAGAAUUUUACAUUCAUCAAAUUUCUAAAGCGCACUUGUUCCUGUCCACUGUUUUAUUUGUUGUGUUUUUUUUUUAUCGCAUGCAAUAAAUAAAAAGGGGAGGGGAGGGCGGGAAGAGGGGAAUAAAGAAAAUGACAGCACCUAUUCAUUAUUUUUAUCUGCAGGAUUUCUCCACAGUAAAAAAAAAAAAAGAUUUAGUAUUUUCUGUUUAAAUGUCAAGUUGAAUAGUGUGUUCUAUAGAUGUAAAAACUGUCUGGCUAAUUCUGUUCUGUAUAGUUGUGCUCACACACAGGGGUUUAUCAUGUACUGUAUAUCUCCUCACUGGACAAUCACGCAUUUAAGAGUGUAAAGAAAUGGAUAUAGGAUCUGUCUGGAAGGUGGAAACUGAUCAGCUUUGGUGCUGGGGCUCAGUCCCCCUGGAGCUGUGGAAGUGAGAAAGCUAUUUCCUGAAGAAACCAGUAAACGUGUACAUCUGGACCAUCUGCUUUGGAUGACAUGUACAAAUAAGCGUAAAAAAAACACAGAAAUGGAAACGGAAAUAUCAAUGCAUAAACACGGUCGGGUGGCCUGAUCAGAAAGUCAUUGUCUGUUUGACUCAUAGUUGAAUUUUGUUUCUCCAGCAAACAUUAUUAUUGAACAUGAUGAAUCUGAAAAUACUGUAACAUAUUUGACUAUUUAUUUAGAGGGAUUUGCCCAUACUGUACUUCCUACUGGUACGUAGGAAAUAUCUGACGACUGUUUCUUUAAUUUUAAAAGCAGUGAAUGGAAGAUUUAUUAAAAUCUUUUGAUUAGGAAUACAGACUUUGAUGCAUCCUUGCAGGUUUGUUACACUGUAAUAUCUGAGUCCUGAGAAGCUUGGGAAUAACAACAUAAGGAUCAAAAACUUUAUAAAGUUUAUUCCCAACUUUGAAGUAUAACAAUAACCACAUAUUUUUCUUCAAAUGUGUACAGUAUGGAAUAUCACUAAAUAGACUAAAAAUAUCUGACUGAGCAGAAAAAAAAAACUGUAGCCAAUGAUAAAACGAUAACACACACACACACACACACACACUAACUGUUUCAAUGUAGUUCCAUGUUCAAAACUAGCUAGAACUUAACAGAUUUCAAUCUCUUUUGUAUUUUUGUAUAAAUCUGUAAAUAUGUUUUUGAAGGAGAAAAAAAAUCAUUGGAAAUUCUUUUGUAAAAUAAAUAAAUAAAAGAU
Molecule: messenger RNA, 8936 nt
Organism: Poeciliopsis prolifica (blackstripe livebearer)
Lineage: Eukaryota; Metazoa; Chordata; Actinopteri; Cyprinodontiformes; Poeciliidae
Gene: nhsb
Product: Nance-Horan syndrome b (congenital cataracts and dental anomalies)
Exons: 13
Coding region: 645-5621 (1658 amino acids)
Biological process (GO): lens development in camera-type eye; cell differentiation
Source: RefSeq, a predicted model, not a curated record